AUGGGCACACAGGUGGCGUCGGUGUCGGGGAGGCGCCGGGCCCGGCCGCCCCCGCUGGGCCGCAUCGCAGUGGUGGUGGACCAGGGAUCGGGCUUCACCAAGGCGGGCUUCGCGGGCGAGAACCAGCCGCGUCUGGUGUUGAAGAGCUCCAGCCUCGUGCCCAGCUGGGACCAGCCCGUGCUGUCGGGGGUGCUGGGCUGUGAGCUGGUGGGGGGCGUGGAGCGGGCGCACCCCAUCAAGCAUGGCAUGGUGGUGGACUGGGAGGCGCUGGAGGGGCUCUGGGAGCGCCUGCUGGUAGGCGGUCUGCGGGUGUGCCCAGAGCAGUGGCCGGUGCUGGUGAGCGACUCGCCCUCGGCGCCACCCUCGAGCCGCGAGAGGGUAGCAGAGCUGCUGUUCGAGGCCCUGGCAGUGCCCGCGUGCCACAUGGCCAGCACUGCGGUGUUGGCUGUCUGCUCCACCGGCGCUUUCAGCGGGCUGGCCGUGGAGGCAGGAGCGGGGGUAUGCCACGCCACUCCCAUCUACGCGGGCCACUCGUGGCACGAGGCCACCUUCCGGCUGGAGGUGGCAGGCACCACCCUCUCGCGCUACCUGCGGGACCUGCUGGUGGCGGCGUGCCCGGACCUACUGCUGCAGACCCUCCCCCGGAAGGCCGUCACACAGCUCAAGAAGCGCUGCUGCUACGUCUCCCUGGACUUUGAGGGUGACCUCCGUAACCCUGCCCGCCACCAUCCAGCCAGGUUCCGCUUGGGCAACGGACGCUCUGUCUACCUCAGCAGCGAGCGCUUCCGCUGCCCCGAACCCAUCUUUCAGCCUGCUCUGCUAGGCCACGCUGAGCCGGGCCUAUCGACACUGGCCUUCUGGGCACUGCAGAAGGUGCCGGAGACGCUGCGGAGGAGGCUGGCCGACACUGUGGUGCUGGCAGGGGGCUCCACGCUUUUCCCCGGUUUCACUGAGCGCCUGGAGAUGGAGCUGCUGGCGCGGUGCCAGCAGCAUGGCUACGGGGCACUGCAGCCACACCUGGUGGUCAAGCCCGGGCGGGGAACAGCGGUGUGGACAGGCGGCUCCAUGGUGGCUUCACUGCACAACUUCCAGCGCCAGUGGAUGACCCGGGCCAUGUACCAUGAGUGUGGCUCCAGGCUGGUGCACGAAGUCUUCCACUGAGGCACAGCGGGCCGGGAGCGGUGGUGCCCCAGCGGGCUGCAGGGCCAGAGGCUUAGCGGGCUAAGCGGGCGCUCUAGCAGAGGCACCCAGUGCCAGAUAAAGGCAUCAGGUGA
Molecule: messenger RNA, 1274 nt
Organism: Eptesicus fuscus (big brown bat)
Lineage: Eukaryota; Metazoa; Chordata; Mammalia; Chiroptera; Vespertilionidae
Gene: ACTL10
Product: actin like 10
Exons: 2
Coding region: 1-1161 (386 amino acids)
Source: RefSeq, a predicted model, not a curated record